This is a messenger RNA of Poecile atricapillus (Black-capped chickadee), 1661 nucleotides long. It is a transcript of the gene CKS1B, whose product is annotated as CDC28 protein kinase regulatory subunit 1B. The transcript has 3 exons. Gene Ontology annotation, cellular component: SCF ubiquitin ligase complex; cyclin-dependent protein kinase holoenzyme complex. The record is from RefSeq and is a predicted model, not a curated record. Gene Ontology annotation, biological process: regulation of mitotic cell cycle. NCBI's taxonomy places the organism in Eukaryota, Metazoa, Chordata, Aves, Passeriformes, Paridae. Bases 1197 to 1463 code for a protein of 88 amino acids. Gene Ontology annotation, molecular function: histone binding; cyclin-dependent protein serine/threonine kinase activator activity; ubiquitin binding.
GACAAACAGGGAAUUAGCCGGCCCUGUCCCAGCCUGCUGAGGUGGGGGCCAUGGUGCCAAGAGGCAGACCCUGCUCCUCCAUGCUGUCCACAGGUAGAUGGGGCUGUGGCUGCUGUGCAACAUGCUGCUGACACAAGAAGGUGAGAGAAACCUGGAAGCCACCUUUUCCCAUUGGAGAGAGGAUGGAGAUGAGAUGCGCUGGGAAAGGAACACGAGGCUAAGCCUGGCACUGCUUAGGCCCUGCCCAAACUGGCAAAUGGUAUCAGGAGCUGAGAUUCACUCUGUGACUGCAGACAAAUGUUGGAGCUGAUCCCUACCUAGCCCAAAAACCAGUACUGGAAAGCCACACGCAAGGAGGGAGAGUGAAGGCAACCCAGGGGGGCAGAGGUCCCCCCCUCCUCUACCUCCUCAGCUGGCACUCUGAUGCAAAAUUAUACACAGAGCCCCCAGGGCUGUGUCCCUUCCUCCCAGGAGACCAGUGAAGAAAGGAGUCACGGAAAGAGUCUACAAGGGGUGAGCUGGCAGAGGCAGGAAGCUCUGCGAGGGGAAAACAAGGCAAGCAAAGCUCUUCUCAUUCCCACUCCCACUGCCCAGCCAAGGCAGUCAAGGCCUGGCCAGUGGAGCAGUGCAGGGCAGCAGACGAUUUACUGCUUGGCAGCAAUUGUACCUUUAUCUGCUGCCUGUGCCAGCUGUCAUCAUUAGCUUGGAAGGUGGCAAGAUAAGGAGAGCUAUGCUUUGUAAUGGCAGUGGAGAUCGACCCCUGCAGCACCAUGCCACUGCCAAGCAGAGGUGGAGACCAGGCCAUUUGGACAUCGGCACUGAGGCUGGCGGCAGGGAAAGAGCAUCUGGACCUGGAGCAAGAGUGCUCAGCCCAUCUGUGUCCCUCCCGAGGAAGGUACGCUGCUUUGCACAGCUCCAGAGGUGGCCCAGCCAAGGCAUUUCCCCACCAAAGGGCAGUGGGUGGAUCUUCAUGCCCAACUUGGCUGAGAAGAGAUGGCAUCUUCAGUCCUUCUGUUACAGGCUGAGAGCAGGGCAGCCCUGGCAAGCACCAACAAGUGCCCUUUGCCCACAAACUUCUGCAGCGCCAACGUGGCAAGCAGGGCCCAGUUCACGUUUACCUGGAACGACCCUGUCCAUGGUUGAUAACCUGUGUGGGUGACCCUAUUUAAGAAAUUCAACAGAAGAAGCAAGAACAGAUGGACACAACACACUGCUGGAAAGCAGACACAGAUCUGCAAGGGGGAACAGCUACCCACGUCCACAACAGUUGGGUAGGCUCCAGGCACGUGAUGCUGCCCAAGGACAUCGCCAAGCUGGUGCCCAAGACCCACCUGCUCUCGGAGUCGGAGUGGCGGAACCUGGGGGUGCAGCAGAGCCAGGGCUGGGUCCACUACAUGAUCCACGAGCCAGAGCCUCACAUCCUGCUCUUUCGGCGGCCAUUGCCCAAGAAGCCAGAAAAGUGAGUGGCCCCUGGUGUGCCGAAGCUCCCAGUCCUUACACUCUGAGAAAGCACCUUCCUCCUUCUUCUCCUCGGGAUUUCUUGGGGGCUUCUCCCCCUGACCCUCGAUGCUGCCUGGGCGCCGUUUUGGUGACUUAGCCCUGGUUCCGGGGGCCCUUUCCGUUGCGAUGCCUCCAAAGCUUCAAUAAAGUGAUGUUUGGGA